Solanum stenotomum is the source of this 735-nucleotide messenger RNA. RefSeq lists its product as uncharacterized. The coding region runs from base 1 to 735 and encodes 244 amino acids. The transcript has 2 exons. The record is from RefSeq and is a predicted model, not a curated record. Gene Ontology annotation, molecular function: DNA helicase activity. Lineage: Eukaryota; Viridiplantae; Streptophyta; Magnoliopsida; Solanales; Solanaceae. Gene Ontology annotation, biological process: DNA repair; telomere maintenance.
AUGUCUGUGAAGGUGCCAGUUGAAGAUAUUGAAUCUCAAUCAAAGUUGAAUCAAGAACAAGCACAAACUUUCAAUACCAUUCUCAAAAAGGUCAACUCAGAAACACCAGGGUUAUUCUUUGUAGAUGGGCCUGAGGGAACCGGGAAAACUUUCCUAUAUCGGGCAUUGCUGGCAAAGGUGAGACCAAAAGGUAUGAUAGCAUUGGCAUCUGCAACCAGUGGUGUAGCGACAACAAUAUUGCUUGGAGGUCAUACAACACAUUCAAGAUUUGGCAUACCACUACAAGCAAAUGAAACAACAAUGAAAAAUAUGUCAAAACAAGGUCGGGAAGCUAGACUAAGACAAGCAAAGUUAAUAAUAUGGGAUGAAGAACCCAUGGCUAAGCAACAAACAAUUAAAACAGUCGACAGAAGCUUUUGCGAUAUAAUGGAUAGUGCCAUACUUUUUGGAGGUAAAGUCAUGGUAUUUGGAGGGGACUUUCAUCAAGUUUUGCCUGUUGUACCAAAAUCUACACGCGCAGAGACGAUAGAUGCAAUCAUCAUGCCUUUUCGUAGAGCUAAUGCCAGAAAUGCGAAAGCCAGGAACGCAAACACAACUCCUCUAGUCCCAGAUCAAGAACUUUCAAAUUCAAAAUUCUGGAAUGUCAUUAAGAUGUUGGCUCAGAGCGUUGCCAACCAGAACAAUCAGCGGACUCCAUUUUUGGCAAAUGCUAAUGAUAGGUCAGCUGCAGCUUGA